UGGGACGACGCAUCUGUUGCCGUGCGGGACUCUCAUAAGUAAGACCAACCAGGAGACUUACUACCCCCAAAAUUUCGCGGUGGACUUGAGCUUCAGAAACGAUGCAUUUGUGGGAUGUAUUUUGCUACUACUUCUGGAACGAGAAGUUUUGGUUUCCUGACGGGGUGUCUUGGAGCGAUUUGGAAAACAAAGAUGACGGUUUCUACCAUCCACAGCGAACCGAUCUCUUGUGGGUAUUUCCCAUAGCAGCUCUCCUCUUCGUUUUAAGAAAAGUUUUUGAAAGGUUUAUUGCCAAACCAGUCGCACUGGCAUUAGGAUUAAAACAAAACACAUGCAGAGUCAAACCCAACCUUAUCCUGGAAGAUGCUUACAAAGUUGCCAGAUCUCCUACAGAUGACAUGCUACAGGGUUUGUCAAAAAAGACGUCCAUGUCAAGGCGACAAGUGGAGAGGUGGUUCAGAGUGCGGCGGAAUCAGGAUAUUCCCAGCCUGUUGAAGAAGUUCGCAGAGGGGAGUUGGAGAUUUGUCUAUUACCUCAUCAUAUUUUUCGUGGGCUUAUAUGUACUGAGUGAUAAACCAUGGUUUCUUGAUGUGGAUAAGUGCUGGGAAAGCUUUCCUCACCAGCACGUACCAGAAAGUAUCAAGUGGUACUACUUGGUGGAACUGAGUUUUUAUGUUUCCCUGAUGUUCUCACAGUUUUUUGAUGUCAAGAGAAAGGAUUUCUUUGAGAUGUUUGUACACCACGUUGCUACUAUUUCCCUGAUGUUUUUUUCCUGGUGUAACAACAUGGUUCGCAUAGGAACACUCAUACUAGUGGUUCACGACGCAUGCGACUAUUUGUUAGAGCUGUCGAAACUCUUGAAUUAUUUGAAAUGGGACAAGAUUUGCAAUUCCGUUUUUGCAACAUUUGCAUUGAUGUGGUUGAUCACUCGCCUUACAAUUUUCCCAUUUUGGAUCAUUCACUCCACCUUGUUCACAGCAAUAAAAGUUGUUGGCUUCUGUAACAUCUACUAUUUGUACAAUACCUUUCUGAUAUUACUGCAAAUCCUCCAUGUCGUCUGGUUUAUCUUCAUCGCAAAGGUCGCCUACCAGGCCCUGUUUAAGGGACAGAUUACAAAAGAUGCUCGAAGCGAGACAGAGGAAGAAAUUAGUGAGGAAGAGAAAAGUGUUCCGGUCGCCAAUGGUCUUAAACAAACGGGGAGAUGAGAGCGAUACCGCCCACAUUACACGCAAAUAUCAGAACUGUCGUGUAGAAAUAUCACCAUAUUGUCUUAUUUACCAUGUUUCAUAAU
This is a messenger RNA of Liolophura sinensis, 1291 nucleotides long. Its product is annotated as ceramide synthase 5-like. The transcript has 10 exons. The coding region runs from base 102 to 1205 and encodes 367 amino acids. Gene Ontology annotation, molecular function: DNA binding; sphingosine N-acyltransferase activity. NCBI's taxonomy places the organism in Eukaryota, Metazoa, Mollusca, Polyplacophora, Chitonida, Chitonidae. The record is from RefSeq and is a predicted model, not a curated record. Gene Ontology annotation, biological process: ceramide biosynthetic process. Gene Ontology annotation, cellular component: membrane.